AUGAGACGAACUAUGGAGUCAGUUGCAGCCGAACGUUUAAGCAAAAUCGGUCAAAAUCCAGCAAUCGUUAGUACACGUGCUGAUCUGAAAGCUGAUUUGAGUUUGGUCAAGGAAAUUGUCAGUUCAGUGGUUGAGUCUGAAGGCGAAGAAUCAGAUGAUGACAGUAAAGGUACUGAUGAUGGCAGAAAGGAAAAGGAGGAGAGGGCUAUGAACCGAAUUCGGAGAGUGAUUCAUUUGGCAAAAUCCAGAAAGAAACACUUAACCAAUGAGGACGCGGAAGAGGCCGCAGAGGCCAUUAAAAGACAUGACAUUUCGAAUGCACCCGGAUUUCUUCCAGUUCCUAAACCUGAUUCGGGCAGAAAAAGAUCCCAUAAUCGUGUAUUUGGACUCACUUCCGGCGUCUCAAAGUUGUUUAAACGUGGAGGAGUAUUUGGCGAGCAUACGGACAAUGAAAGUGAAGCCUACCUGUCUUGGAAUAGAGCGCGUCAACAAAGAUACACCAAAUUUCGCGCCUCUUUUCAACCAACAAUGGAAACGACUCUUCUCAAUGUACAUGGUAAAAAACAUUCCUUGAUCAACGUUCCCUCGGGUUCGGAUGAUACUCAGAGUUUAAAAGGCACAGAGGUAGAGUCAUCGGUUCCUCUAAUCACUGACCCAAAUCCAGAUAGUUCGGGCAUGUCUCGAUCUGAAUUGCGAAAAGAAACACCUUGUCGGAGAUCAUCAUCCUCAGAGGUCACUCCUUCCAAAAACCCCGACGAUAUGAAAUUGGAAUAA
Molecule: messenger RNA, 774 nt
Organism: Rodentolepis nana
Lineage: Eukaryota; Metazoa; Platyhelminthes; Cestoda; Cyclophyllidea; Hymenolepididae
Source: the annotation of a GenBank genome assembly